UGAGACCAACAUCUCCAGACCGCGGGUUUAGUGGUGCCUCCAAGGAGUCGCGCGGCAGACCCUGGCUGCUCCAGCUAGACAACAUCGAGGAUCCGCCCGGAGUGUCAUAUACCGCUUCAGCUGCACCCUAAGCUGUCCCGGGUUGCGUUGACUGCUCUGGGGACUUUUAAUCUGGAGAAACAGAAGUUCCACGGGACACUAGAAUGUCCCACAACAGAACCCUCCGUGGUGACAUCAGACGGAGCCUAUUUGGGUGGGUCCCCAGUCGACACCACUCUUAAAGGCUGCUCAAUCGGGAAAAGUGGCUUCAGGAGUUCGGAAACCAGGAGAGAAGAAGGCGUGUCUAGACUUUAGAAAGAACUAAUGGAUGGCAGGGAGGGGACGACACGGGGAUCGAGAUUAGGUGUCUCGGAACAGAAGUAGCUGCGAGGCUGAUGAAGUGCCAUAGCAGGCUUGUUUGGAUGGAGAGUUGCCUAGGCAAGCGGAGCACUUGAGAACCUCUCCUUCCCCCUCUCCAGCGUGCUCUCCAGCGAUGAGGUCACAGCCCCUUGGAGCCCUCCUCCUCCCUCCCUGACCCUCCCGCACCCGGGUCUUUUCCAGCGCCAGACGCAAGGCACUGAGAAUGUGGCCACAGGGCGCAACGAUGAAGUAGCAUAGGAGGUCCCUUGGAAAAUGAGGCCAGGGUCCCUGCUGCUGCUCACUCUGCUGCUCGCUCUGCCCAGGAGCCUGCGAGGCAGAGGGUGUGAGUCUCCACCCUGCGAGUGCCACCAGGAAGACGACUUCAGAGUCACCUGCAAGGAACUCCACCGAAUCCCCAGCCUACCGGCCAGCACCCAGACUCUGAAGCUCAUCGAGACUCACCUGAAGACCAUCCCCAGUCUUGCCUUUUCAAGUCUGCCCAAUAUUUCCAGGAUCUAUUUAUCAAUAGAUGCAACUCUGCAGCGGCUGGAACCACAUUCUUUCUACAAUUUGAGUAAAAUGACUCACAUAGAAAUCCGGAACACCAGAAGCUUAACCUACAUAGACCCUGACGCCUUGACAGAACUGCCCUUACUCAAGUUUCUUGGCAUUUUCAAUACUGGACUUAGAAUAUUCCCUGACUUGACCAAAAUUUAUUCCACGGAUGUAUUCUUUAUACUGGAAAUCACAGACAACCCUUACAUGACUUCAGUCCCUGAAAACGCAUUCCAGGGACUGUGCAAUGAAACCUUGACCCUGAAACUGUACAACAAUGGAUUUACUUCAAUCCAAGGACAUGCUUUCAAUGGAACAAAGCUGGAUGCUGUUUACCUAAACAAGAAUAAAUAUCUGACAGCUAUAGACAAAGAUGCCUUUGGAGGAGUAUACAGUGGGCCAACUUUGCUAGAUGUGUCUUCCACCAGCGUCACUGCCCUUCCUUCCAAAGGUCUGGAGCACCUCAAAGAACUCAUCGCGAAAAACACCUGGACUCUCAAAAAGCUCCCGCUGUCCCUGAGUUUCCUCCACCUCACUCGGGCUGACCUCUCUUACCCAAGCCACUGCUGUGCUUUUAAGAACCAGAAGAAAAUCAGGGGAAUCCUAGAGUCUUUGAUGUGCAAUGAGAGCAGUAUCCGGAACCUACGUCAAAGGAAAUCUGUGAAUGCCUUGAGGGGUCCCAUCUACCAGGAAUAUGAAGAAGAUCUGGGUGACAACAGUGUUGGGUACAAACAAAACUCCAAGUCCCAGGAGAGCCCGAGCAACUCUCACUACUACGUCUUCUUUGAGGAACAAGAGGAUGAGAUCAUCGGUUUCGGCCAAGAGCUCAAAAAUCCUCAGGAAGAGACUCUCCAAGCCUUUGACAGCCACUAUGACUACACUGUGUGUGGGGACAAUGAGGACAUGGUGUGUACCCCCAAGUCGGACGAGUUUAACCCCUGUGAAGAUAUCAUGGGCUACAAGUUCCUGAGAAUCGUGGUGUGGUUUGUCAGUCUGCUGGCUCUCCUGGGCAAUAUCUUUGUCCUGUUCAUCCUGCUUACCAGCCACUACAAAUUGACUGUGCCACGCUUCCUUAUGUGCAACUUGGCCUUUGCAGAUUUCUGCAUGGGGGUAUACCUGCUUCUCAUUGCCUCUGUAGACCUGUACACACACUCUGAGUACUACAACCACGCCAUCGACUGGCAGACAGGCCCUGGGUGCAUCACAGCUGGUUUUUUCACUGUUUUUGCUAGUGAGUUAUCAGUGUACACACUCACGGUCAUCACCCUGGAGCGAUGGUACGCCAUCACCUUCGCCAUGCGCCUGGAUAGGAAGAUCCGCCUCAGGCACGCAUACACCAUUAUGGCUGGGGGCUGGGUUUCCUGCUUCCUUCUCGCCCUGCUUCCGAUGGUGGGAAUAAGCAGCUAUGCCAAGGUCAGCAUCUGCCUGCCAAUGGACACCGACACCCCUCUUGCUCUGGCGUACAUCGUCCUCGUUCUGCUGCUCAACGUUGUUGCCUUUGUUAUUGUCUGUUCCUGCUAUGUGAAGAUCUACAUUACGGUCCGGAAUCCCCAGUACAACCCUCGAGAUAAAGACACCAAGAUUGCCAAGAGGAUGGCCGUGUUGAUCUUCACCGACUUCAUGUGCAUGGCGCCGAUCUCCUUCUAUGCGCUGUCGGCCCUGAUGAACAAGCCUCUCAUCACCGUUACUAACUCCAAAAUCUUGUUGGUUCUCUUCUACCCGCUCAACUCCUGUGCCAAUCCUUUUCUCUAUGCCAUUUUCACCAAGGCCUUCCAGAGGGAUGUGUUCAUCCUGCUCAGCAAGUUUGGCAUCUGCAAACGCCAGGCCCAGGCCUAUCAAGGUCAGAGAGUCUGUCCCAACAAUAGCACUGGUAUUCAAAUCCAAAAGAUUCCCCAGAACACGAGGCAGAGUCUCCCCAACAUGCAAGAUAGCUAUGAACUGCUUGGAAACUCCCACCUAACCCCAAAACUACAGGGACAAUUCUCAGAAGAGUAUCAGCAAACAGCCUUGUAAAGGAAGGCUACACUAUUCGCAGUGGGGCUGACAAAAGGCUGGUUUCUUGCACGCGCAUUCCAGUCCCAUGACUCAUGAACACAGAAGUUCAGGCAGGUGAUGAUCAGAUAGAUCAUGAUAGGGGGUCAGAGUUCACCUCUAGAAAGUACUGCCUCCAGGAAGAGAGAUAAGCGAUCCCUGUGUCUGAGUCCUAGGUGAUACGGCCCUAGGCUAUGCUCCCUGGGAGAUUUGCUUGAGGCUUGUCUACGAUGCUGUGCAACACGGUCAACAGAUAUCAACUGAACCAUUCCCACAUCUCCCUUCUCCAUUUUCUGUAGUGUUUUAUACUAAAGACUCAACAACUGGCCCGUGUUCAUUUACUUAAGCAGCUCCGUAUUAGCUCCCCCGAAAGAACUAAAGAAAGUUUUUUUCCUUAAAAAUAAAAUGCAGGAUAAAAUCUGGACUGUAAAAAAAAAAAAAAAAGGAUUAAAUAUAAAUAAAUAAACAAACACAUAAAUAAAUAAAUUGCCACACUUGGGAAGUGGAGACAAGGGGUUCCAGUUCAUACUUAAUUAACUACAUGGAGAACCAACCUGUACAAGCUAACCUGUGCUACAAGAAACUCCACCUCAAGUACCAAAAGAACCCUGGAAAGCCAAACACAACUAGAUGUCACAUAACUGCUUUAAUUAAACUGAAGAAAAACAAAGUCUAGUUUGGGGAGUUUUUUUUUAUUCUUCUUCUUCCUUAGACUCUGAAACAAUUAUCUCUUCACCAGGAUCUGCCUGCCUUGCAAGAUCCAGCCGUUACACACUGGCUGGAGAAACUGCUAAGAUUUCAGCUUUUGUGGCUGAGCAAGAAUUACCUUCUACAAGACAUGAGCUCCGGGAAAGAUGUCUAAGGACCACGUGGGAAUGAGGACAGGGCACACUUGGUCACCUGUUGAAUAAGACAACUAUACACCAGUUAACUGUCGGGCUUUGAGCAAGUCCCCGGACCUCUAAAUUCUGUAGAAAUGGAGGGAUUUGAUGUCUUCUUCCAUUUAAAAACUAAGCCCUAGGUAUAUCUCGCUCUCAAAAUAUAUGUGUUCAUGACAAAGAAAAAAACACUACUUAAGUAGACUCUUUUUUUUUUUUCCUACCUUGUGAAGCUGCUGUCUACUUCUUUUUGGAACCAAGACACUUUUUCUUUAUUUCAUUUUGAUCAUCGUGUCUGAACCAAAAAUAUUAUUGUGUGAGCAUGGUAGUGCACACCUUUAAUCCCAGCACUGGGGAGGCAGAGACAGGCGGAUUUCUGAAUUUGAGGCCAGCCUGGUCCAAGACAGCCAGGUCUACACAGAGAAACACUGUUUCAAAGAAUACAGGACAAAAUAGACUAAUAAUAUGUGACUACAUAGGCUCACUUCAAAACAUUUAACUUGUCCUCACAGAUUCAUUUUUUUUUUAAGCUCCCUGGGGCUCACACCACACUAACACUGUCAAGACAGAAACCUUUUUUUACUGGACACUGCCAGUUCCUUCUAACCCUGCCAGUCACUGACAUAAAACAUGUGUGUCCCAAGAGUAGCCUUGCUUCAAACAGGAACUCCAUCUACAGGUGUGCCUUCUAGGUUGUCUCUCUGGUCGGCUCCUUACCGUAUGGUUACGGUGUACCCCCAAGCAGAUCUGGCAUUUGCUUCUCAGUGCUCAUGAACCAAAGCAGGAAAUAUAAGGGUUUUGACACUUUAGGUCUAUGAAGGAGGGUUCAUGGGUCACCUGACAUGGUUCCUAUGUGACUGGCCUGGUACUUUGUCAUGGUCCCAUGAGCACAGACUUUCCCCCGCAGUUCAUCCGUAACUCCUGAAAUCAAAUAAAUGUGUUACCCUGUGGCAUCUGUUUCUCUCUUAGGACAUUUUCAAAUGUCACCUCUGGACAGAUAAGGAGUUUCAUCUUGAGUAGCUGAUCUACUGCUUUGCAAACCAAGUCCUAGAAGAGUUACUUCAACAAAAUUGCUAUUAAACUUCAAAUUGACAGCAUGAAAUAAAGUUUCUUCCUAUAGUAAGCUA
This is a messenger RNA of Mastomys coucha (southern multimammate mouse), 4990 nucleotides long. It is a transcript of the gene Tshr, whose product is annotated as thyroid stimulating hormone receptor. Gene Ontology annotation, molecular function: thyroid-stimulating hormone receptor activity. NCBI's taxonomy places the organism in Eukaryota, Metazoa, Chordata, Mammalia, Rodentia, Muridae. The transcript is spliced from 10 exons. Gene Ontology annotation, biological process: G protein-coupled receptor signaling pathway. Gene Ontology annotation, cellular component: membrane. Bases 673 to 2967 code for a protein of 764 amino acids. The record is from RefSeq and is a predicted model, not a curated record.